This is a messenger RNA of Rhizoctonia solani, 843 nucleotides long. RefSeq names its product citrate lyase subunit beta-like protein. The record is from RefSeq and is a predicted model, not a curated record. The coding region runs from base 1 to 843 and encodes 280 amino acids. Gene Ontology annotation, biological process: oxaloacetate metabolic process. The transcript has 9 exons. NCBI's taxonomy places the organism in Eukaryota, Fungi, Basidiomycota, Agaricomycetes, Cantharellales, Ceratobasidiaceae. Gene Ontology annotation, molecular function: catalytic activity; magnesium ion binding.
AUGCUCGCUCGACUCUCUGCCUUUCAGGGGGGUGUGGGUACUCGAUCUUACUCGGCUUCGACUCACGCCGAUCCCCGAGCAAAACUACGGCGAUCUCUCCUUUACGUCCCGUCGUCCAAUGAUCGAAUGCUACAAAAAUCACUAUCAUCUCCAUCGGACGCACUCAUCUACGACUUGGAAGACAGUGUAGCGCCCAACGAGAAGGAACGAGCGCGCACUGCUUUAUUGGGUUUUCUCCAGAGUCAACCGCGCGAACAUGCGUCUAGGACUUUUGUGAGACUGAAUGCGAUCGAUACCCCUCAGUUUGUGGGUGACAUUACUACCGUGCUCAAAUGGGAGCACCUUGAAGGGAUCGUAAUGCCUAAAAUACACUCGGCAAGCUAUUUGGAUAAAGUAGCCUCGUAUGUCCCUGAAGGUCGACCGUUGAGUAUUAUCGCAUCGAUCGAAUCUGCACGAGGUCUGUGGGAUGCCGGCCACAUCGCUGGUUGGAAAGCAGGACAAGGAGCAGGGAACAAGGUUACUGUUUCGUCGCUAUUAAUGGCGACGGCCGCUAAAGCGUUUGGAAUACAGUGUAUCGACAUGGUGUGCGUGAAUUACAAAGAUACCUCCGUCUUGCGUGAUGAAUGCGAGGAAGCUCGAAGACUGGGGUACGACGGGAAGCAAGCGAUUCAUCCGAAUCAGGUGGAGAUCAUCCAGUCGACGUUUGUUCCUACCGAAAAAGGAGCGUUCGGUCUAGACUCUGGAUCAGGCGAAGUGGAAAUGAUAGACGCACCAAUGCUCAAGCAGGCCGAGGCGACAAUCGCAAAAGCCAAAGCCGCUGGGUUGAAAAUCCCUGAUGUCUGA